AACGCAAAACAGUGUUAGCUCCACCACCUCGACCGGGCAAAGCAAGCAGUUAAUCGAUCAUGGGCGGCGGGCACGACAUGCACGGCGGCCAUGGCGGCGGCGUGAAGGGGUUCGUGUCCAGCCUCGUCGGCGGCGGGAAAGGCCAUGGACAGGGCCACGGCUACGGCGGCCAGGGACACGGUUACGGCGGACACGGGCAGCAGCACGGGUACCCUCCACCCGCCGCCGGGGCGUGCCCUCCGUACGGCGGCUACCCUGCGCACGGCUACGCGCCGGCGGCGUACCCCGCGCAGCCGGCGCCGCACCACGGCGGCCACAUGGGAAUGGGAUCGUACCAGACCGGCCACGGCGGCGGCGGGCAUGGCCACUUCGGCGGGAAGCACAAGGGCGGCAUGUUCGGCGGCGGCAAGCACGGCAGGAAGUGGAAGUGAAGUAGAUCGUCAUAUCGAUCACAGUUUCGUAUCGAUCAAUGGCGCGUCGGACGCGCCCCGAUACGCACUUAAUUAACCAUGCCCCGUAUGUAUACGCGUACGUAAAUAAAGGGCUUGGUGCGUAGGCACCGCGCGCGUUCAGCUUGGCUUGAGCUGGUAUACGAAAUAAAAGUACUCCGUCCUACAAAAUCUUGUACUCCGCCGGUCCGCCCUACAAAGUACCAUUCUCUGCUGUCGGCUCGUAUGUACUGACUACUAUACCCAGCAAAAUGUUAUACGGUA
Lolium rigidum is the source of this 713-nucleotide messenger RNA. Its product is annotated as glycine-rich cell wall structural protein-like. The record is from RefSeq and is a predicted model, not a curated record. NCBI's taxonomy places the organism in Eukaryota, Viridiplantae, Streptophyta, Magnoliopsida, Poales, Poaceae. The transcript is spliced from 2 exons. Bases 60 to 431 code for a protein of 123 amino acids.